Molecule: messenger RNA, 675 nt
Organism: Parnassius mnemosyne (clouded apollo)
Lineage: Eukaryota; Metazoa; Arthropoda; Insecta; Lepidoptera; Papilionidae
Source: the annotation of a GenBank genome assembly
AUGUCGUACGAAAGGGAACAGCAUCGUCUAGAAUCGCUUCUUCAUGAACUGCUUGAUGACGACAGACCAUCAAUGUCUUCAGACAGUGAAGCUGGAAGUGACAUCGAACUGGAGAAUCCUUCACCAAAUGACAUACAGGAUUCGAACAGCGAAGAGGAGCUAAGUGACCGAGAAGCUUCAGGUAACGACAGCGCCUUUUAUUUAGGAAAGGAUAAAAGUACGAAAUGGAGCAAAGAAUCUCACCGCCAAUCUGUCCGUACUAGAAGUUUCAAUAUAAUAACUCAGUUACCAGGACCUAAACGAGUUAUAUCUAGUGAAAAGGACCCUCUUGGAAUUUGGAGACACUUCUUUGACGAUACUAUAAUUAAGAUUAUUGUCGAAUAUACCAACCAAUACAUUGCUUCCGUGAAAGAUAAUUACGCUAGAGAAACGUAUGCAAAACAGACUGAUUUCAACGAGGUAUAUUGCUUGAUUGGUUUGCUUCUAUUAGCCGGAGUGAAAAAAUCGAAUCACCUGAAUGCUGAAGAGUUGUUUCGAACGGAUGGUGGUUCAGUGGAAAUAUUUCGGUUUUCAAUGUCUGCCCAGAGGUUUCAAUUUCUUCUACGAGCUUUGAGGUUUGAUGAUAGUACUACAAGGAUACAAAGAAAAGAACUAGACAAAAUUUUCCACAUUUGA